UAGAACCAAACACCGACCCCUCCCCCUCUCCCCUCCUCUCUUGGAGAGCCUCGACUCGUGUCUCCUCUCCUUCCACAGAGAGAGGGACCACCACCGCCGCACGGCCCGCGCGACCUCGACCCCGCGCUCCCCUCCGCCGCCGUAUUGAUUCCGCCGCGCUGCUGGGAGCUAUGGCGGGCGGCUCUAGGGGCGGCUUCCCCGCCUGGAUGACCGCCGCCGCCGCGCGCAUCGACCUCUCCGGCGGCGCCGCCGCCACGUCCGGCUCGCAGCCUCCCCAACCCGGCCCUUCGCCCGCGGUGGUGGCCGACCAGGAGCUCGGGAUGGCCGAGCGCGCCCUCUCCGCCGCAAGCGCCGCCUUCAUCUCCGCCAUCAUCGUUAACCCUCUCGACGUCGCCAAGACGAGGUUGCAGGCGCAGGCGGCGGGGGUGCCUUACUACCAAGCACCCCAGAUGGCGGCGCUCGGCCCGGAUGCGAUACUGUCUGAGUUGCGAUGCUCUCCAUCAUGCACACGUGGUAUCAUUUUGGGAAGUGAACCUAUUUGCCCACCCGAUUGCUUUCAGUACAAGGGAACAGUUGAUGUAUUCUUGAAAGUUGUUAGACAGGAAGGAUUUGGUAGAUUAUGGAGAGGUACAAAUGCUGGCUUGGCAUUAGCUAUACCAACUGUUGGAAUAUAUUUGCCUUGCUAUGACAUAUUCCGCAACAAGAUUGAAGAUUUUACAAGAAGCAAUGCUCCUGGGUUGACACCAUAUGCCCCACUAGUAGCAGGAUCAGUUGCACGUUCGCUCGCAUGCAUUGCUUGUUCCCCAAUUGAAUUGGCAAGGACACGGAUGCAGGCGUAUAAGGAAUUUCAGCCUGGAGUAAAGCCUCCUGGAAUGUGGAAAACAUUGCUUGGUGUUCUUUCACCACAUGCAAGUCCAAGUCAGAAUGCAGUGCAAAACUAUCGUGUUCUAUGGACGGGUGUGGGGGCACAGCUUGCUCGGGAUGUUCCAUUCUCUGCUAUAUGCUGGUCAACGCUGGAGCCGAUUCGAAGAAAGCUGCUUGGUCUUGUUGCAGAGGACGGUGACGCAGCUAGUGUGUUGGGAGCGAACUUUGCUGCUGGCUUUGUAGCAGGUAGUCUUGCUGCUGGUGUUACAUGCCCUCUUGAUGUUGCCAAGACAAGGAGACAGAUAGAGAAGGAUGCCCAGAAGGCAAUGAGAAUGACCACGAGGCAAACGUUAGUUGAUAUAUUGAGGUCUGAAGGUCCAAAAGGCUUGUUCACUGGUGUUGGUCCACGCGUCGCUCGUGCUGGACCAUCAGUUGGUAUUGUCAUUUCCUUUUAUGAGGUCGUCAAGUAUGCUCUUCACCAAAGGAACAUGUCAUGACCAGGAUUUUGUCCGGAAGAUAAAACUAUCACCCUCUUUUGUAGAAACAUGGCAUUCCCCAGAUCUGUCUAGUUUAUGCCAGCCACUCGAGCUUUGGGCAGCGUAAGGUGUGGUAAAGGCUCAAAUUAGAGGAUCAAAGUGACCAGCAAUCAGCAUUAUUUUUCCUGGACGAGGUCCAGUUGUCUCCUGGUAAUAAUGUUUAAAGGCUUUCAGUUUGCCGCGGAGCAAGCUCCAGUUUUGUAGAGGGGAAUGGACCAUAUAACUUUGAUUAACUUACGUAGGAAGAUGGAUGUAGUGUAAGAUGUAGCAUUGACGAUGAUCAAUAAUACCUUGUGCUUUGUACACUUAAAACUACAGAAUAAUUUUGUUU
Molecule: messenger RNA, 1731 nt
Organism: Triticum aestivum (bread wheat)
Lineage: Eukaryota; Viridiplantae; Streptophyta; Magnoliopsida; Poales; Poaceae
Product: mitochondrial carrier protein MTM1
Exons: 10
Coding region: 171-1361 (396 amino acids)
Biological process (GO): mitochondrial transmembrane transport
Cellular component (GO): mitochondrion
Source: RefSeq, a predicted model, not a curated record